CAAAAACGGAAAGCCAAAUGUCAUAGCUGGUCUGGGCUGGACUAGGCUUUGUGAUGGAACGGCCCAUAUAAAAGCCUCAGUCAGCUCGUGGGCGGCUUUUGGGCGCGACCCUUGCUUGUUUUGGCGCCAAGCGAACCAGAUUUGGCGCCAAAAUCCCCCCGCCCGCGCCGCUUCUUCUCCCUCCCUCCCGCCCGCGAAUCCAUUCAGACUGCAAACUCUGAGAGAGAGAGAGAGAGAGAGAGAGGCCAUGCCCACACAGCACCUGACCUCUCGCCGCCACGCUGAGCUACUCCGCCAUCUCCUCCUAGAUGGCGGCGCCGCCGUGAAGGACCUCCGUCUCCGCCGUGUCGUCCCGCUCACCUCCGCGCCCCUUGACGACUCCUCCCCCGACCCGGCCGGCCCUGCUGCCAAAUCUGGAUCUGCAGAGACGACGCCGCCGGAGGCCCAAGACGGCCGGGAGCGAAAGCCGGUCGUCCAGCGGUCGAAGCUCGUGCACGCCCCGGCCUCCUUCGGCUACCGCCGCUUACUGCCUUUCCUCAACCAACUGACCAACACCAACCAAGAAUCAGAAUGCCCUAGUGGCAAGGACAACUCCAAGAUUGAUGCAUAUGCCGAAUCUGAAUCUGAAGCUCAACCUGAUCCUGUGCAUUGCUCUAUCAGCACCACCAAGGAAGAAAUCAACAUUUCCUCUUCUCAUCUUUCAAGCACCAAGAUGUGCCUUUCCCGGUGUCAGAGGUCCAGGUUUGUUCACCACCCCAGCUCAUUUAGCUACAAGAGGAUGCUGCCAUUUGUUACGGAGAACGAGAUCACUUCUCAGGAAGGUCACAGGACCAAAAUUCCAAGACUCGUACAAGAAAAGCAAUCUUCAACGGAUGAGAAUCUUAUCUUGACCACUGGACAGCAUCACUUUGUUAUGUCAGGAGACUCUGCUGAGGAAUGCAAAACAGCUCAAGUCGAAAGAUUAGUAGAAGAAAACGAAUCAAAAUCAGACAGGAUUCAUCCUCUUGGUGGAAGGCUGCUUCAGCCUGCUGUUUCUGAAGCCGCUCAUCUAGAACUACAAGUCAGUACAGUUGAAGGGCAAAAUCUCACACAGGAAAGAGUGCUAGCUUCAGAUGCACACCUUCUAUCUUCAGACAAGGGUGAGUGCACAUUGAAAUGGAAUGAUGUCCUGCCUGCUGGACAGCAUCAGCCUGCUGCCUCAGAAGACUUCUCUGAAGAAAGCAACAAAGCAGGAGUUGAAGCAGUAUUAGAAGAGAGGAAAUCAGUUCCAGACGGAAAUUCUGUUCUUGAUGGCAGACAGCUUCAGACUUUUGUUUCAAAAGCUUCUCCUCCAGAAGGCACAGCUGAAAUGCAGAAGGCCACACAAAAACAAGCAGUGACUUCAGAUGGUGAUGACGACCCUCUAGACUCCUGCAAGGGUGGAUCUCUUGCCAAAGAGCAGCCUCUACUGCAUGCUACAGAGUUGUCAGUAAAAGAUAAUGCUGAAGGUGAUGAGGUACAUCAAUGCCAAAGCCCAGAGUUGGGAACUUCUGAUGUUUGUUUUGGUGGUCCUACCAAGGUUGUAAUACCAUCAGUGAAUUCCCACAAUGCACUAGAGCAAUGUGAUUCUAUGGCUUCUCUAGAUGAACCGUUGCUUGAUGUGGAGAUGACAUGCAUUCCUUUGGACCCUUGUGCUACUGGUGUGCCCUACUCAGUGAAGGAAACGCCUGCUGGUGUUCUGUGCACGUCUGAUCAUUGUUCCACUGGCACACCCUUAACAGUGGAAGAAACCUCCAGUUCCGUUUCUGUUGUGCACAUUGAGCCAAUGUCAAGCAAAGUCAGCCCAGUACGGCAAAGAGGUUCCCCUUGUUUGGAAAAACGAGGCCUUUCCCCUAAGAAACUAUCUCCAAAGAAAGGAAUACUUAAGAGACAUACAAGGGGGUGCAAGGGAAUCUGCAUGUGCUUGGACUGCAGCACAUUCCGUUUACGUGCUGACCGAGCUUUUGAGUUCUCUAGGAAGCAGAUGCAAGAGGCAGAUGAUAUAAUAGAUAACUUACUAAAGGAGGUGUCAAGUCUUAGGAAUCUCAUGGAGAAAUCUGCUGGCCAACAGGAGACAAAGCAAACAGCCUGCCAGCGGGCGUCACAGGUGGAGGUGGUGGCCAGAGAGCGUCGUAGGCAGAUGUUGAUGGAGCUGAACUCACAUUGCAGGAUCCCUGGACCAAGGGUGAAAUUUGCACAAUAUGUUGAAGAGAGGAUGGCGUCGUCUCCAUCACCUGAUUCACCUAGCAGGAGAAGAUAAACAGGGGAGGAUGUGUCCUGUCUGAUCUAUCCAGCUUACCUGGUUAAUUUUUGUGUAGUGCAGUGCAAUACUCCUACUUGGUUAAUGUGUUGUAGAGGGUGGGUGGUCUGUUUUUGGAGGAACAGCAUGUCAUGUGCAUCCUUUGUUUGACAGAAAAUGGAAGGACCAUGUGCGUGGCGUACUAGAUAUAUUAAAUAUUUAUUAUUACCACCAGUCCAGUGAAAUAGUAGAAUGAUACUAUCUAUA
Molecule: messenger RNA, 2524 nt
Organism: Oryza sativa Japonica Group (Japanese rice)
Lineage: Eukaryota; Viridiplantae; Streptophyta; Magnoliopsida; Poales; Poaceae
Source: RefSeq, a predicted model, not a curated record